AUGCAUCUUUUUUUCUUUUCCCUUUUCUUUUAUGCCUUUGCGCAAGCCAUUGGGCCCCAGGCCGUGCUUGCACCAGCACCUCAGCCCGGCUAUGCAGAUAUCCAAGCCACGAGGGAGUUUUGGAUGCGUCGCGCCAUCGCCGUCCUCGAGGAGCAGACCGGUUCGCCCUGCCCGUUCGCCGCUUACGGAGCCGUCAUCGUCAACCACACCGCCAACGCCUGCCCAACGGCCGGCUCUGACCAGCAGACCUGCCCACCCCCCGCCGGCACGCUCGUUUGCUCCGCCGUCAACGCCAUCCGGGCGACGGGCGACCCCACGCUGCACGGCGAGGUGGCCGCCCUGCGCGCCUGCGCGGCCGACCUGCAGCGCCCGCCGCACAACCUGUCGCCGGGGGCGGCCCAGCGCGCCCUCCGCGGCCUGUCGCUGUACACGACGGCGGAGCCGUGCCCCAUGUGCGCGGCCGCAGCGCGCUGGGCCGGCCUGCGCGAGGUCGUCUUUGGCACCAGCAUGCCGAGGCUGGCCGCGCUGGGCUGGGCCCAGAUGGACAUCCGGGCCGCCGAGGUGUUUGAGAGGAGCCAGGGCUUGGGCGUGGAGACGACGCUUGUGUCGGACGUUCUGGACGAGGAGACUGAUGUUUACUUUGCGUGGCAGUUUGUGGGGGACAGCGCCCAGAAGCCGGCAUGCCCACGCGGGUGCCAUGCCGCCCGGCGCGGUGAUAAGGGCUGGGGCUGCCAGCCUGCUUGA
This is a messenger RNA of Gaeumannomyces tritici R3-111a-1, 744 nucleotides long. RefSeq lists its product as hypothetical. The record is from RefSeq and is a predicted model, not a curated record. The coding region runs from base 1 to 744 and encodes 247 amino acids. The transcript has a single exon. Gene Ontology annotation, molecular function: guanosine deaminase activity. NCBI's taxonomy places the organism in Eukaryota, Fungi, Ascomycota, Sordariomycetes, Magnaporthales, Magnaporthaceae. Gene Ontology annotation, biological process: purine nucleoside catabolic process.